AUUUGUGAGAAAGUCGCGAGAUACGUGAGAUGUCGCGAGAUUUCGUAGACAAGCAACAAGACGCAGGAAAUAUGGCGGCGCUCGCGGUGGUAGAAACUCCAUCAGGAAAAGAUGCCAUCGCAGAAGGACUUUUUGAUUUGUUAAAACCUGCAGUACAGCAACUCGAUCUUCAUGUGCAUGCGGUCAGGGAGAGUCAAGUGGAGCUCCGUGAGCACAUUGACAACUUGGCAACUGAGCUGUGUAGAAUUAACGAACACCAGAAAGUCGCUCUGGACUUGGAUCCCUAUGUGAAGAAGCUGCUCAAUGCCAGGCGCAGAGUUGUUUUGGUCAACAACAUCCUACAGAAUGCACAAGAGCGUUUGAGAAGGUUGAACCAUAACGUGGCGAAGGAGACUGCACGCCGGAAAACCAUGCUCGAAACAUCCGGAGCGUUUUCCACACGUUCUCCUAGCAAGCCAUGACGAGUGGCGAUUUAAGAGAGAACACUGCACAAUGAAAUAAACUGAAGCUGUGUAUCAGAGAUGCAGUGGAUUAUGCACAGAUUGGACUGAUGUACAGCACUGAGGCUUGUGUACAUCCAGAAUUAGCCAAAGAGCCUGCUGUGUACUAAGAGCUGUUAUAUAUGCACAAGAUAGUUGGGUAUGCAUAAUGAUUAAUAUCGAUUACAUUUGAUUUGCACCUGGCUUUACCUCUCCUGAUCUAUGUGUUUGUCGCUCAGUACAGCUGCUUGUAUCUUCAAAUGCCAGAAAGCAUGCUCACAUGUAACAGAAAUGGUCGCUAACCUCAAACUAAUUAUUCUAAUCCUUUUUUAAAACCAGUAGUCACGGUCAGUAGAAAGCUAGCUGACAUUAGGCUGUCUUAUAUUUAAUUAAACAGUUAUCCUGGUAUCAUGACAAGUUAGUUUGCCUUAGGCUAACUGCUGUGUUGUGUUGUGUAAUGGUUCUGUUUGAGAGAGAGAGAGAGACUGAGACUGAGAGAGACUGAGACUGAGAGAGACUGAGACUGAGAGAGACUGAGACUGAGAGAGACUGAGACUGAGAGAGACUGAGACUGAGAGAGACUGAGAAUGAGAGAGACUGAGAAUGAGAGAGACUGAGAAUGAGAGAGACUGAGACUCAGAGAGAGAGAGACUGAGAAUGAGAGAGAGAGACUGGGAGAGAGAGACUGGGGGAGAGAGAGAGAUCUGACAGACUGCACUGAGUCAAUAUUUUCCUUUUUAUAUUAUUAUCCGAGUGCAAACAUCAGCAUGCUGAGGAACCAGACUAAAAACAUCGUCCAGGUGAAAUGAAUGCCACAAUCACACCUACAGCAACAAAGUGACGGAGAUCGUUCCUUUUCACCGAGAGACUACGACUAUAGACUCUAAGACUUCUAUCGAUGCAGUUGUUAACGGUCGUAAAUUUGCAGACUCCAUUUUAUGUGUUGGCCAAUGGUUUUAUUACAACAGGAGUCGUUUUAAGGAACUGUAGAAACUAUACUGUCAUCUAAACUAUACUGUCUUCUCACGGGAAACGUUAGUUAACGUUUGUUUGUUUUGAAUCGCUUUCAUUAGUUGUAGAUUAUGUUUGGUGUCCGGCUGACGUUUUGUUUUUGUGGAACCCGUUGCCAUACAAGCCAUGAUGAUUCAGAAUGAGCGUGUUUAUGUAAACCUGUGAUUUGCAGAUUAAACAACACCCUUGAUCCAGAAAAA
Molecule: messenger RNA, 1690 nt
Organism: Tachysurus fulvidraco (yellow catfish)
Lineage: Eukaryota; Metazoa; Chordata; Actinopteri; Siluriformes; Bagridae
Gene: snapin
Product: SNAP associated protein
Exons: 4
Coding region: 30-461 (143 amino acids)
Biological process (GO): lysosome localization; lysosome organization; intracellular protein transport
Cellular component (GO): BORC complex; synaptic vesicle; BLOC-1 complex
Molecular function (GO): SNARE binding
Source: RefSeq, a predicted model, not a curated record